Brassica oleracea var. oleracea is the source of this 1359-nucleotide messenger RNA. RefSeq lists its product as uncharacterized. Lineage: Eukaryota; Viridiplantae; Streptophyta; Magnoliopsida; Brassicales; Brassicaceae. The record is from RefSeq and is a predicted model, not a curated record. Bases 1 to 1359 code for a protein of 452 amino acids. The transcript is spliced from 2 exons.
AUGACGGCAACUCUAGGCGACGAAGAAGGCGAUUCUCAAUCCUCCCCGACGGAAGGUCGCGCCGGUGAAGAAGUUAACAUCCGAAGCAAAGUUCGCUCACCCUGGACAAAGCCCCUUCCGACUGAGUCUCCCGGACCUUCAGAAGUGGUAGAUGGCGUUGUUUCGAUUACGAUACCUGACGAAAUCUUGUCGGACCCCGAUCCUCUCUGGCGGUGCUAUGCUGUAGGGUAUUUCAUCGGGGACGCUCCACAUGUGGGUACCAUUCAUGCUACCGUAAACCGGAUCUGGCCUUCUCCGAAGCAGGGGAGUAAAAUCGAUGUGCAGUUCCUCGAGAAGAACACGGUUUUGUUUCGCAUUGAGAAUCCCCAGAUGAGAGCUCGUGUGACUCAGAGGCGCUAUUGGCACAUCGCGGACGUUCCCUUGGUGAUGAAUGAGUGGUCUCCUGAAACGGCUCUAAAGCCUCCGGACCUCUCUACUUUGCCAAUGUGGAUUGAUCUCAAGGGUGUGCCUAUUCUGAGGUUCUCCUACAAGGGCUUGAAGUGUUUGAGUCGAGCUGCGGGCAAGUUCAUCAAACUGCAUCCAAACACAGAGAAGUGUACAAGGCUUGACGUAGCUCGGGUGCUUGUGGAGGUAAAUCUCCAUAACCCAUUGGUGGAGAAGAUAAGUUUCCUGGAUGGAGUCGGUAAGAAGGUGCUGAUUGACGUGAGCUACCCCUGGAUGCCUCCAAAGUGUAAUGUUUGCAACUCUUGGGGUCAUAAAGGGAAGAGCUGCACUUCUAAGAGAGUCCAAAUCCUUCAGAAGGAUAAGGAGAUUGAGGAGGUGGCUAAGAGUGUAGGAAUGGAGGUAAAUGUUCAUGACAACGUGAUAUGUGAGCUCAAUCCCAAACGUAACAUUGUUAGUGAGAUGCUUAUAGAGCUGGAAGGACUACCUCCAGCGCUUGGUUGUGAUGUUGUUGGAGAUCCCUCAAGGAAGGAUUUUGAGACAGGUGAAACUUCAAAUACGGUUACGGGAAACUCUCAAGCUAAUCUUGAUUGGGCACUGGAUAGCAGAGAUGAGGAAGUUUCGAAUGGAGAGUCGUUAGGAGAUAAAGAAAUUGUUAUAUCUCCAUCGCGGUUCAGUGUGUUGGCAAAUGAGGAUAUAGAUGAGGCGGAGGAAAUUGAAGAGGAUGAAGUAGAGGAAGGGGAGGUGAUAGUGGAGAAGCAUAAAUUGGAUGUAAGGCAAAAAGAAGCAUCCAAAAAUGCUCGACUGCGUCUUGGCUCCAGCUUCAAACUUAGUAAGCAAGUCCCUGCUCGAGCUAAAGACCUCAAAGUGCAAAGGAUAAACACCAACACCAAGAAAACUUCCUCUCGGAAGUUAUGA